Molecule: messenger RNA, 2010 nt
Organism: Oncorhynchus masou masou (cherry salmon)
Lineage: Eukaryota; Metazoa; Chordata; Actinopteri; Salmoniformes; Salmonidae
Gene: adat2
Product: adenosine deaminase tRNA specific 2
Exons: 6
Coding region: 132-698 (188 amino acids)
Biological process (GO): tRNA wobble adenosine to inosine editing
Cellular component (GO): cytoplasm; nucleus
Molecular function (GO): tRNA-specific adenosine-34 deaminase activity; zinc ion binding
Source: RefSeq, a predicted model, not a curated record
CCCCUUCAAUGUGCGCAAAUUUGUUCCAGGUAGACGGUGGGAAUUUUAUAACUGUCGCAUGAGCUCUCUGUAAUUGGAGUAGCUAGUUGGUGUAAUCUAAUUUAUCUAGUUUCUCAGACUGUACAUUCAACAUGGGGACAGAGCAUGUGGGGAAUGAUGUCGUUUCUAAAGAGAACUUCCAGCCAUGUGCCGAAGACAUACAGAGGUGGAUGGCUAAUGCCUUUGACAUGGCAAAAGAAGCUUUGGAGAAUGGUGAGGUGCCUGUUGGAUGUCUCAUGGUCUACAACAAUGAGAUUCUUGGAAAGGGGAGAAAUGAAGUGAAUGAAACAAAAAAUGCCACUCGCCAUGCUGAGAUGGUGGCUCUGGACCAGGUGCUGGAGUGGUGUCGUCAUAGAGACCUGGACACCAGGACAGUGUGUGAGAGGACUGUGCUCUACGUGACUGUGGAGCCUUGCAUCAUGUGUGCAGGAGCUCUUCGCCUGACCACAGACAUUCCUCUAGUGGUCUAUGGAUGUAAUAAUGACAGGUUUGGUGGCUGUGGAUCUGUUCUAGACAUCCCCUCGGCUGAUCUACCUCACACUGGCUCAUCAUUUAAGUGUAUCUCUGGCUUCAGAGCAGAGGAAGCAGUGGAGAUGCUGAAGGCUUUUUAUAAACAGGAGAACCCUAAUGCUCCCAAGCCAAAGACGAGGAAGGAGUGAUAUUUUGUUGGUGUCCAGCAGGGGGCUCUAGACUUUAAGAAAUGAGGUGUGGAGCAGAGAAGGAUGAUGUAAAUGGAGUAGCUAACAAAGCUCUUUCCCUAAACAGACUUGGAUUUGUCUUUCUGACAAAGGAAUCAAAUAGAUUUUUUUUGUGUUCUCACUUAUUUGCUCAGGCGUUUGUGUUAGCACUCAUUUUCAUUUUCAUAUUAUUGACAGUGUAUUAGACCCUUACAGUAUAGUUUGGCUGGACACAAACGUCUGGAAAGUGGCUUGAUUGUGACGCUUUGCAGGCUCUGUAUCUUUCCUGUGUGGUUGGCUAUGUGAGGAGCUGCUGCUGACUUUAUUAUGGUUAUUAGUGUAUAGUACCAAGUAGACAGAAACUGUCCGGACUGCAUUAUUGUCUGGGUUCUCUCCUUCUCCAUGUUCUCAUCUAACCCAGAAUGUGAUCUCACUCUGAGCACCCUGGGUCUAGGAUGAGCUGAGCUUAAGGCAGGUACCGGGGGCCUCUCAGCAACCUCUAAAGGAGCUCUCUCUCUCUGGCGUCAGUCAUCAACCUCCGUCAUGGAUCUGAAAUCAGUGUUGCCCCCCGAGGCCAUUUCCCACUCCAAUGUAUCAUGUCUGUGAUAGUUUCUGGGUUUGUUAUGCAUGUCUUGGAUUGUUAAGUACUGGCGUCGUCAUGUACAGUAGGAUGGCGGUUCUCUACUUUGAAAAUGUUGUUAUUACUAAGUGGCAUAGCUGCUUUGUGAUUUAUUUAUUUUCUGCUGAAGAACAAAUACGUAUUCACAGCAUUAGUCUCAGCGGGAGAAGGAACACUGAAUAGUAUAAUAGAUUGGGAGCGCCCAUGCAGACAGUCCUGUCUCUCCUACUGAAUGACUAGGCCAGACUUCACUGCAGAGGGACCAUAUUUCAAUGUGGGACCAACUUAUUUCAGAUCAGAAAGGAGACAAAUGUCCGCUCCAUCGACUCCCGCAGGUAUUUUGAUCUCCGUCUCAGUAGCCACCAACACUCACACCAGCACUGCAGUUUGGUGUGUGACAAACGGAAUGUGUUUGUAGCAUAGAGCACAGCUGUGAGGGGUAAUAGUCAGUCUGAAGCGCCUCCCCUUCACUUGCAGCAGGCAGGCAGCAUCCCUCAGCCUUAAACCCUUCUCUUCCCUGGACAGGAUCAGGAACAGAGGAAGUAACAGCCCAGUCAGCAUCAGACAGCUCCGGUUGUACCAGCUCCAAGUGACUUCUCCACACUGACCUGCUGUAGCUUUCACUAUGGUUUCAAACUCUCUCUUGUAUAUCUAAUAAAACUUUUUUUGAAAUGC